Electrophorus electricus (electric eel) is the source of this 1630-nucleotide messenger RNA. RefSeq names its product C1D nuclear receptor corepressor (gene c1d). Gene Ontology annotation, molecular function: RNA binding; DNA binding. Gene Ontology annotation, cellular component: nucleolus; exosome (RNase complex). Lineage: Eukaryota; Metazoa; Chordata; Actinopteri; Gymnotiformes; Gymnotidae. The record is from RefSeq and is a predicted model, not a curated record. Gene Ontology annotation, biological process: regulation of gene expression; maturation of 5.8S rRNA.
CUAGCUUCACAAAUGUGUUUUUGACGAUAAAGCUCGCUGAGAGGUACUUAGCUAGCUAGGUUAAAGCGUUUAACUGUUCUCUUUUUUUGUCUUUGAGUAAACCAAUUAAUCGUUAAAGAGGGGGGGGGGGGGAUAGGUUAGUUGUUUAACUUGUACAGGUGGUCUUCAACAUCUUCCCCCCCAUACAGUACUCGCUGUGAACUGACAGCACUGCAAUUUGAAACACGUGUAAACUUCUUGCAACGUUUAGCAAACUAGCUAGCGGUAGCGUUACCGUCGCCUUGUUUCGAACCGUCUCUAGCUAGGGAGUGAGCAGCCCGACAACUUGUCUUGUUUGGCGAGCCAUAUAGUCGUCUACAUUAUUGAGCUAUAGAGAGCUCAAGAGGUUUUUUUCCCCCCCCAUUCAUCUUUGCUUUCAGAUUAUGGCAGAUGAAGGGUCUGUGGAGGAUUAUCCGUCGGAGAUCGAAGAGUACCUUACUGGUUUCGAGUUUUCCUUGAGCUCUGUCCAAAAUGUGAUCCAAACCCUUAUGUCUGUGUCAAAGGGCGACCACGUAAAGCUUGACCCACUUGAACAAGCCAAAUUGGAUCUGAUGUCUGCAUACACCAUCAACUCACUGUUUUGGAUGUAUUUAGUGACACAAGGAGUGAAUCCAAAAGAACAUGGAAUCAAGCAAGAAUUGGAGAGGAUCCGAACAUAUAUGAACAGGGUGAAGGAAAUGGCAGAUAAGAAGAAGGCGGCUCGCCUGGACAAAGGCGCAGCGUCACGGUUUGUGAGGAGUGCCCUGUGGGACGCGGAGGAAGCCAAAGCCAAGAGCGGCACAAAGCGGCCCAGCAAAGCCAAGGAUGACCCACAGCAGGCCAGCAAAGCCAAGGGCGGUAAACAGAAACCCAGUAAAGCCAAGGGUGAUCCACAUCGGCCCAGCAAAGCCAAGCAGCGUAAGCUGAGCUGAGGGACACUUAAAAAAAAACAAAAAAAACAAAAAAACCUUGCUUCAUAAUGGAAAUUUGGGUAAUACUUGGCUAUUGUCAGGAUGUUUGGUUUUAUGACUAACAAGAUUGUCCUAUGAUUUCAGUGUAGACUACAUUCAGCAUGUAUUUUGCACCUACAUUCAUGGGCUGCUGUUUGUUAGGUCCCCUUUUCUUCUAGGUGCAUUUGAUGGGUUUACAGUUCAAGACUGUAGUCCAUCUGUUUCCAUGCAAAAUUUAUCAGGCACUCUCCACUCAAUUUAUCGCUGGUCAGUUUAUAAAAGUGGGCCUCCUCACAGGAUGCUACUUGUGUGAUGGACCGUUCUCAUAAAGCCAGUGGUCAUACUAAUGUUCUUGUGAGUAUUGCACUGGUAUGGGAGCAUGGGGCACAUUACAGGUGGAGCGCUAAGAGCCGCUGUCGGGUAGGGAGGCCAAGAGCGCCCCUGUGGUCAGACACUGACCACUGAUCAGCUCUUGGGGGAUGGCUAUUAGAAAUUGUGCAUGAAAAUAGAUGUGUAAAAGCCUCUUGUACACAUUGUAGUUUGCAGUCAAUUAAGUGGUGAGUGUAGAUGUUCUAUACAGAAUAAUGUUUACUACAGUAUAUUAUUUAAACUGCGUUCUCCAUUCAUUAAAAAAUAAAUGCAAGUGAUGGAUUAACAACUGA